This is a messenger RNA of Loa loa (African eye worm), 2154 nucleotides long. RefSeq lists its product as hypothetical. The coding region runs from base 118 to 2130 and encodes 670 amino acids. The record is from RefSeq and is a predicted model, not a curated record. Gene Ontology annotation, cellular component: plasma membrane; striated muscle dense body. Gene Ontology annotation, biological process: regulation of potassium ion transport; regulation of muscle contraction. Lineage: Eukaryota; Metazoa; Nematoda; Chromadorea; Rhabditida; Onchocercidae. The transcript is spliced from 13 exons. Gene Ontology annotation, molecular function: potassium channel regulator activity.
UUUUAAUCAACAAUUGGUGGAUGUUGAAACGCUUGCUGAUGCAGCUGAAUUACCGUCUGAAAAACUUUCCGAAAUACUCGAUGAAAUGAUUCGUCAGCAAUCGGAAAAAAAAAUACCAUGUCUGGAAUUCGUAAAAUUAGUAGCAAAUUGAUGAAUAAACUGAAAAUUGGACAUUCUGGAAGUAGCCAAAUGUCUCUUAUGGCGGAUCAAAAACCAAAAGUUUCCGAAUUAUCGUCACCAAUUUUGCAAACAUCACUACCACACCAUCAUUCAACCAGUAAAUCAGCAGAACAGCAGCCGGUUUUCACUCUUGAUGAACAAUCAUCCAUUUUACCGUCACCACCAUUACCAACAACUGGACCGACAUCCAACUAUCGAUCAUUGUUUCGAGAGAAUGAAACGGAUACUAAAUGUGCUUAUCUGUUUCGUGGUGAUUCACUCUACAACAAAAAGCCAUCAGAUUCUGGAUCUCUUGAUAAUAAUGUUGAACGUAUUUACGUGUAUGAUCCGUUUUGUCCAAUCCAUGGCUCUAGACGUCGAAUGAUUAACAAAAAGACAAGAAUUCGCGAUUUCGAUUAUCAUUUAACGAGUAUUGAAUCGGUUGAUGAUACUGAACCAUCAGGAGCGUUUGCCGCAAAAUUAAUCCGGAAAAGACGCCGUGCUCUCCUAUCUGGUUCUGAGAAAUACCGAUGUGAUAAGGCGAAACGGAAGAUUCGAGUGAAUUUAUGGAUCGUUAGCUUGACAUUUUUAUUCCUCUUUACAGCUUUUCAUGGAUUGCAGAAUUUGCAAUCCUCGAUCAAUGGUCGUCUUGGAACAGAUUGUCUCUCAAUCUUCUAUAUCAGCUUAUCACUAUCAUACUUAUUUGUUCCAUCAUUCAUCUUAAAUCGCCUUGGAUGUAAACGUACAUUAAUCGCAUCAUCAGGAAUAUUCAUGAUUUACAUGUUAUCAAAUUUUUUGCCAAAAUAUUACUCGCUUAUUCCAGCUUCUAUUCUUGCUGGAUGUGCUGGAAGCUGUCUUUGGGCAGCAAAAUGUGUAUACAUUUUAGAAUGCGGAACAAAAUAUGCGCAAUUAAAUAUUGAAGCACAAAAUAUUGUCAUCAUCAGGUUUUUUGGUUACUUUUUUAUGGUACUUCAUUUGGGUCAAGUAAUUGGUAAUCUUAUUUCAUCCUUCAUUUUAACAGCUGCAACUAGUCAUCGUCAAUUAGAAGAUCAGGUGCAGAAAUGUUGUGGUCAUUUAUUUCAUGAUAAUUUGUCGUACUUAAGUGAUCAAGCAAUCGAAAAUUUGCGACGACCUGCACAAAAUGUUUAUUUGUCACUUUGUGGUAUUUACUUCUGUUGUACCAUUGUGGCACUUAUGAUCGUGCUCCUUUUUCUAAAUUCGCUAAGAAAAGAUGAAAUUACCAGAUUAGAAGAACCAUUUUUUUCAACAGAUAUUUGUAAGGCGAUAUUUCGAAAUCUUACUUAUCCAAAGUCAUUGCUACUUGUACCAUUAACAUUUUUCAGUGGUGUUGAACAAGCAUUUGUCGUAGGCCUUUAUACAAAAGCUUACAUUGGUUGUGGUCUUGGUAUUGGCCAAAUUGGUUUCAUGAUGACAGGAUUUGGCGUAGCAGAUGCUAUAUGUAGCUUAGUUUUUGGGCCAUUAAUGAAAUUAUUUGGACGAAUGCCUUUGUUUGUUUUUGGUGCUGUUAUAAGUAUGCUUGUAUCAUUAACACUUUUGAUUUGGCCUUUGAAUCCUGGUGAUACAUCGUUAUUCUACGCUAUCGUUGGUGUUUUAGGCAUGGCUGAUGGCGUUUGGAAUACUCAGAUUAGUGGAUUAUGGAUAACGUUAUCUUCUAGUCAACUAGAAGUUGCAUUUGCUAAUUAUCAUUUUUGGGAAUCAACCGGUUUUGGUUUUGCACUUAUUCUUAUCCGUUUUACAACUAUCACCCAAUUUUUACUUAUUUCAUUAGGAAUGUUAUUGAUUGGAAUGCUCUGUUAUUUGAACAUUGAAUUUUAUGAUAGUAUCAGUCUAUAUAUUAGACGAAUGGUUAGCAUAUGUCCAAUUAGAUAUAAAAGACAAUUUGCCAAUAAAACACUUCCAUCAAUGGAAACGUCAUUGAUCAGUGCGACAAGUGCGCCAGAAAAAGUAUGAGAUGGAACCGUAAGAUGAAUGAAG